This is a messenger RNA of Talaromyces amestolkiae, 1461 nucleotides long. RefSeq lists its product as uncharacterized. The transcript is spliced from 3 exons. NCBI's taxonomy places the organism in Eukaryota, Fungi, Ascomycota, Eurotiomycetes, Eurotiales, Trichocomaceae. Gene Ontology annotation, molecular function: FAD binding; oxidoreductase activity. Bases 1 to 1461 code for a protein of 486 amino acids. The record is from RefSeq and is a predicted model, not a curated record.
AUGACUAUUUCAUCAAUCACUGACGAUGUAGCUUCUGAGCUCCGUCGACAGUUUCCCGGACAGGUCUUCGACGAGAGCGAUUCUUCCUACAAAUCUCUUCAGGAUAGCUAUUGGUCUGGAAAUCAAAAGGCCCUAAAACCUCGAUGUUUCUUCCAACCACAUAGCGCGCAAGACCUCGCUCGAGCUGUCGCUCUCUGCGCAAGAUCAAGAUGUCCCUUUGGCGUGAAGAGCGGUGGUCAUGGGCACUUCGCGGGGCAGUCCUGCCUUGAUGGGGGUGUACAACUAGAUUUGGCCAAGCUUAAUACCAUCUCCAUUGACAGAAGCAAAGGGACCGUGCUUGUUGGUGCAGGCAGUACCUGGGGGUCUGUAUACACAAAACUACAGAAAGAAGGAUUGAUCGCGGUUGGUGGAAGAGCUUUCGAUGUCGGGGUUGGGGGCUUCUUAGUUGGAGGAGGUCUGUCAUUCUAUGCCGCUCGCCGUGGCUGGGCCAUCAACCACGUCCGAUCUUUCGAGGUUGUUCUCAGCAACGGCAGUGUUGUUACCGCCAGCCAAGAAAGCGAGCCCAUCCUUUUCAAGGCCCUACGGGGUGGAGGCUCAAAUUUUGGCAUUAUCACGGCUUUCGAGUUGGAAACCUAUCCAUACAGGGGGAUGUGGGGUGGUCGCCGAUUUAUCGAGAGUGUACACGCCAAGCAGGCCAUCGACGCAUACGCUGGCUUUGUACAAAAAUUGGAGGCUAAUCCUAAAGGCCAUACUAUUAUUAUUUUCACUUACGACGAGGGGCCUCUUCAGCUACUUCAGUACCUUGUCCAUACAGAACCUGUUGAAGAUUUGCCUGUGUUUGACGACCUUCGUAAAGUGCCAGCAACCGAAUCUUCACUCGGAAUGACCGACUACUCUACCCUGGCUUCGAAUAUAGCCAAUCUCCAAGAUUUCAAUGGAGAUCGUGCAGCGAUUGCCACCCUAACAUUCAGACUAGAUAAGGAGCUACUCGAAUUUGCUUUCAAUGUUUUCGUCCAAGAGGCUGCGCCCGUUUCACCACACAUCAGAGGGACGAUGGAGUUUCAUGCAAUCCCUCGUACCCUAAGUCCUGCAGGCAAUGUGUUCGGGCUGGAUGAUAUCAAGGAGCCCCUCAUCUCCUUUUUGCUGAUAUUCAGCACCAAGCUAGAACGAUAUAACGCCGAAGUCAUCGCCAUCCAGAAACGUAUUAUUGGAAGGGUUAAGGAUGAAGCGCUAAAGCGGAAUCGUUACCACCCCUUUCUUUUCGCAAACUAUGCCGGCGAAUGGCAGGAUGUUAUUGGCAGCUACGGUGACGCUAACGUGAAGUUCUUGUCCGAGGUGGCCAAGGUCUACGAUCCCGAGAAAGUUUUCCAGAGCUUGCAUUUAGGCUCAUUCAAAUUGAGCCAUGCUAUUCAGAAUACAAAGCUUGAGGAAGAUAGUCCGCUGCAUGCAUCACUCUUGUAG